Amphiprion ocellaris (clown anemonefish) is the source of this 1623-nucleotide messenger RNA. RefSeq names its product selenoprotein L (gene selenol). Gene Ontology annotation, molecular function: antioxidant activity; oxidoreductase activity. The transcript has 9 exons. NCBI's taxonomy places the organism in Eukaryota, Metazoa, Chordata, Actinopteri, Pomacentridae. The record is from RefSeq and is a predicted model, not a curated record.
UGGACUUAGCUCCACAUGGGUGCAGGUCUACCAUCACUUGUCAGAGCAGCUGUGGCUGAAGCCGGGGAACAUGGCUGAGGAUGUGACUGUGUCAGAGGAGACUUUAACAAGUGGUCUGACUCUGCUGGUCAACUUGGGCAAAGUUCUCCUGCAGAAAGCCAAGGAGGAUGCAGCAGUCUCCCUGCAGAACUUAGUCCCACAUAAGAUCUCCACUUUGUUUGGCCUGAUCUCGGCUGGAGGAGACCUCUACAGAAGCCUUGGAGUGAAAACGAAGUCUGAAGCAGAGGCCAUUUGGAAGAAGUUCUACCACCAUGCAGAAGUCAGAGAGCAGGUUGAGGAGCUCAUGCAGCUGGAGACUGAGUGGGACUCCUUCCUGGAGAGUGUGGACACAGGCCUGCAGACUUCACAGGAGCAGCUGCCAGUAGCAAAGACAGGAGACAGCCUGAGCCCUGAUAUUGCGUUCACAGAUGCACGGAGUGGAGAGAGUGUGACUCUGGGUCAGUACCUGAGCCAGGGUCAGAAGCUGCUGCUGGUUCUCAUCAGACAUGUUGGAUGACUACCGUGACGAGACCACGUGGCCGAGCUGGAGAAGAGUCAGACUCUCCUGGAGGCUCGGUCAGUGCGGGUCUUGGUGGUGUCUUUCGCCAGCAUGGAGGGAGCUAAGGUGUGGUUGGAGCAGACUGGAUCUACCUUGAAUACGGUGCUGGAUCAACAGAGAAAGGUCUACAGGAGGUUUGGCCUCGGCUCAUCCUACGCCAAAGUGAUGAAGUUCAGCAUCCUGCUACAGUACUCAGAGUACGGAGUUGUCAACAGAGACUUCCCUGACAUCCCUCCUCGUCUGCUCGAAGACAUCUAUCAGAUGGGAGGAGACUUUUUGCUAGACGAAGCAGGGAAGGUGCUUCUCUGUCAUACAUGUAAAACCCCUCUGGACAGGCCGACUGUGACAGACAUCCUGCAGGCUGCUCAGCAUUAAAAUAUCAACGUACGGACCAAAAGCUGUGAAAUCUGCAUGUUAGCAUGUGGACGCUGAUCAGGGGUUCAAGAGGUUAAAAACAUCACUGACACCACAGAGGAAGAGCAGCUCUUUGACUCACGUUGAUGACGUCGCGUCUCACACUCAUGACAUCAUGAAGAGAUGUGACUGAUGCUGAACUGUGAGGCAAAGACAACUGCUCUUCUUUGUUGUGUCAGAGUUGUGAUGGAAGCAUUAAAGAAGUAGUGAAACUGAAUUUAAUUAGCGCUUGAUUUUGUAGUACAUAUAUAUAUGUGUGUGUAUGUUAUUAAAGUAAAAAAGACACUGAUUUGCUUUAGCAAUUUUACCAUUAAAGGUGCAUCAGGUUUAGUGGUCCCAAGAGGUAACAUUUUUAAUUUUGAAGGGUACCAAUGAUUUCAUUACCAAAUACUUUAGCAGUACAAUGCUACAGCUGACUACUUAAUCAAAGUAAUUAUCUUCCUUUUGAAGGAAAAGUUCAAGAAAAAUAUUUUAAUCUUUUAAUGCAGAUACAUUUUUAGAUAAAAUUGUACUUGGAUAUUUUUAAAAUGGGGAAAACAAAGAUGUAAUUGCUGAUAUGUUGUACACUGAUCUUUUAUAUCUUUAAAUAAAAUACUAUCAUUUUUCAUGAA